Cuscuta epithymum is the source of this 1629-nucleotide messenger RNA. Lineage: Eukaryota; Viridiplantae; Streptophyta; Magnoliopsida; Solanales; Convolvulaceae. The record is from the annotation of a GenBank genome assembly.
GGGAAGGGGGGAAGACGAGGAAAUGCCGGUGUUCCAGGGUGGAGCUUUUGAUGUCGGUGUGACUGAUAAAUCGAAGGCAGGAAAGAAGCUCGUUGAGGAUGACGAAUUCAUUAAUCGAUAUCUACCCCAAGGAUCCAAGUUGAUCGAUUCAAUUCUGUUGGCCUCUGAAGAUGACUUCCAAUGCACUGAGUGGAUUGAGGAGCCAACACUUCUGGUAACACGGUAUGAGUAUGCAAACCUUUUCCACACUUUCACGGAUUGGUACAGUGCCUAUGUGACCUCCAGAGUGACCUGCUUGACAAUUCGGCCUCAUGUUGUUUUUGUGGAUGGCCACUGUGAGGUAUGUGUCCAAAUGAGUUGACUGCCUCUACCAAUAUUAUGUCCUGCAGUUGCUAUGCUGUCAAGCGCCCUUUUGGUGAAAGUUAUUUGGAUGAAAUGGUUGAAUCUGCUAAAUUUCUGAUUUAUAUGCUUUGGAGUAGCAUUCCAUUCAGCCAAAUACUAAACACAAUUGGAGGAGGUGUGGAAAGCAUUGUUUGCAAGCGUCAGAUAUGCAAAACACUUUAAGGGUCCUGUUUGCUUCCGCCAUGCUAUCCUCUCACCUUUGGGGUACGAAACGGCACUGUUUAAGGGACUCUCAGAAAACAUAAACUGUCGAGGCACUACAGCUCAUGAUCUGUUGCAAAACCCCAAAGACGAAGAGAAAACUUCGCGGUUGGAUGAGUUUGGGGAGAUGAUAAAAGCAGCCUUCGGCUUUCCACCACUCAACGACAACCCAAGGCCAGAAGUUUCAGGCGUUCGUCAUCACAGCAUCCUCUUUGUUCGCCGGGAGGAUUACUUGGCCCACCCCCGACACAGUGGGAAACCAGAGUCAAGGCUUAGCAAUGAACAACAAGUGUUUGAUGCAAUAAGGAACUGGGCAGCAUCAUUACUGUCAUCAUCAAACGGUUUCAAAUGCAAGCUAAGUGUGGUUAACGGAUUAUUUGGUCACAUGUCAGUAAAGGAGCAGGUUGAAGCAAUACAGGACGCUUCGGUCAUUGUGGGUGCUCAUGGGGCAGGUAUGACCCAUGCCAUAUCUGCAGUGCCUGGAACAAUAAUCCUUGAGAUCAUUAGCAGUGCACAUAGGCGUCCCCAUUUCGCCCUUAUCGCGAAAUGGAAGGGCCUUGAGUACCAGCCCAUUUUUUUGGAUGGUUCCCACGCCGAUCCUCAAGUGGUGAUUGAUAAGCUCGACAGCAUUUUGAAAAGUAGUGGUCUGGGAUGCUGAAUAGAGAACAACAUAUCAAACCAGUAGGGAAUAUACAUUCGAUCAGGCGUCACAAUAUCAGCUUAUCUUCUAUAUCAUUUUAUCCCAAGCUUUAGAGGUCGGCUUAACUCAUAUACCUCCAUACACUUUUCAACCAAGGGCUUUAAGAGGAUUUAAAGCUCGUUAAGGUUUACAUAUUUUAAACCUUUGAAAUGACCUUUGUUUUCUGUUUAGAUGAUUUAGAAGGUCUUUAUUUUCCAUGCAAUUUUCAAUUGCAUUUUCAUCUAUUUGCAAAAAGACAUGUUUGACAGACUGAUAAAAGGCUUUUUCUAUAUAGUAUGUAAACGGAUCUUUGAAUGCAAAAUCCUCUUAUCAAAUUAUAUUAACGG